AUGGCUGCCCCUGUAGACGACCUCAACAAGGCUUAUAUCCAAGCUCAAGCCAAACCGAGACCAAUAAAGCCCAAGCCGGGCCAGCAUCUCGACGUCUUUCCCGCCCGCCUUCCCCGCCGUUGCGAACCUCCUCUCAUUUGCUGCGUGGUGGAGAACCUGCGGCCGCCAAUGUACCUCCUCGGUUGGCACUUUACCCUGGAGGAAUUUGUGGCCCGCUUCGGCAAAGGCAACCCUGUGCAUGUGUUCAGGGACCGCAUCCAAGAACCCUUCUACGCGAAGCACAAGGGAAUGAAUGUGGCGGGGCACCAUCAGCAGCGCCUCUUUGGAUCCGUCAAUGCAUGGGCGCUCGGGGCGGUGUUCACUCCCAGCUCUGCGGCAUACCGCCUCCACGACGCCAACGCGUUCGUCGUCUUUCUUGACACCAACAGCGACGACGGUCUGCGCCCGAUGACACAGACCGACCCAGCGAGCGGCUACGACCGCGGGCUCUUGGCUAGCGCGCCGGUCGCCACCCGCGCUGCAAAGCAGGGCGGCUACGACGUUGACCUGCUAGACAAAGACCCCUAUACCGGCAGACCCUCGGCGUCCUCCAGCAGGCACACGCUCCCGCGCUCUCCUGUCCAGGCAGAACAGGGUCUUCCGCCGCAGGAAGACCCGCUCUAUGCCUUUGCCUCGCCGAACAACGCGCGAAGGAAAUCGUUCUGGCGGACGCGCAACGGGAUCAUCACUAUCUCCGUUGCGGUCGGCAUCUUCAUCCUCGGAGCGGUCCUCGGAGGUGCUAUAGGCGGAACAGCGAGGAGGAGGCACCAGCACUCAGACUACAACACGUCCCCGGGCGCCUCGGCGCCCGCGGGGUCCGACGGCUCCUCCACCGCCGCGUUACCCUCGUCGACGAUGUCGGCGCCCGAGAGUGGUGGCGAUUCCACCAGCAUGACCGCGCCUCAGGGUACCGGCGGUGUGUCGUUACCGGUCGGGACGAGUACUUCUGUCGCCGGAGGGAUCGCGACAGACCUCGUCUUCACCGCCAUGCCUGUACCUACGUCUGUCUCCGAUUCGGGCGUGCAAGCCUACGCGGCUGACUCGGGGUCAUGAGUUAUUAUGGACGAGAUACCCUGUGUUUAUGGCGUCUAUUACACGGUCAUUGCUCUAGCGACAUCGCGUUCGGUAAUCUUUACUGGAUUCUUACGGCUGUAUUUACGUUCAGGAGGGCGGAUGUCAUGGGAAGAAUGGGCCUUCCAGCGGCGGACAAGUUCGCACGACGAUUUUAUAUGUACUAGCCAUUCAACCCGAGACGGACUAACCAUUCACUAUCACGCG
Gloeophyllum trabeum ATCC 11539 is the source of this 1317-nucleotide messenger RNA. RefSeq lists its product as uncharacterized. The record is from RefSeq and is a predicted model, not a curated record. The coding region runs from base 1 to 1092 and encodes 363 amino acids. NCBI's taxonomy places the organism in Eukaryota, Fungi, Basidiomycota, Agaricomycetes, Gloeophyllales, Gloeophyllaceae. The transcript has 4 exons.